Planococcus citri (citrus mealybug) is the source of this 3674-nucleotide messenger RNA. RefSeq names its product aurora kinase B-like. The transcript is spliced from 7 exons. Gene Ontology annotation, cellular component: spindle pole centrosome; chromosome passenger complex; kinetochore. Bases 1 to 1419 code for a protein of 472 amino acids. NCBI's taxonomy places the organism in Eukaryota, Metazoa, Arthropoda, Insecta, Hemiptera, Pseudococcidae. Gene Ontology annotation, molecular function: ATP binding; protein kinase activity. The record is from RefSeq and is a predicted model, not a curated record. Gene Ontology annotation, biological process: protein phosphorylation; mitotic spindle organization; regulation of cytokinesis.
AUGUCCGGUAAAGAGAAUAGAGAUUCGUCAACGAUGAUAUCAACAUGUAAUAGAUUGUGUUCCAUAUCUAGAAGGUCUGUUUCAACUCCAUUCAAUGGACAGAAUAAAAAGCCGGCAUCUUCUGGCGUACGGUUACCUUCACCCGCUCGUAGAUCGAUAACGAUACCCUUAAUACCAUCAACUCCGACGAGAUCUACAGCUACGCAGUUGAGAUCAUCUUUAGUCAAUCCUAACACAAUACUAAAAGAUGAACAAAAUGUACAGAAAACGACCAAAUGUAACAUUAAACCAGAGGCUGUGAUUAAAGAAAAGUUAGCUUUCACAAAACCGACAGUGAAAAAAAUUGAGUCAUCGCAGAAAACUAAUCCUGCUCAACCACUUAAACCACAACCAAUACUCACACUCAAAAACGGACAGAAUUCGUAUGCAGCUCCUUUGAAGAAAAACGUAAAUUCUUCUGCGACGAUAAACGGAAAGAUAAAAUCUGAGAAAGCUAAAUCUAUUGCAUCAACGAACACCACCGAUUCCUCUUCUUCAUCAACAGUUUCGUCGCAAGUUAGUUCUUCUGAUUCGAGAAUGGGCCUAACUGAAAAUAAUACGUCUGAUAAAAAAGGUAAAUGGUCGUUGGACAAUUUUGACAUCGGACGCCCUCUCGGUAAAGGAAAAUUCGGAAACGUAUACCUAGCCAGAGAGAAAACAUCACAAUUUAUCGUUGCUUUGAAAGUACUAUUUAAAUCUCAAAUCUUGAAAGCGGAUGUUGAACACCAACUCAGACGUGAAAUCGAGAUACAAUCCCACCUUAGGCACCCUAAUAUUUUACGAAUGUAUGGUUAUUUCCACGAUGAAGCCCGCGUGUAUUUAAUUUUGGAAUAUGCUCCGAAGCAGCUUUAUAAAGAACUACAAGCGCAGCCGAAUAAGCGAUUCACUGAAGAAAAAACUGCCGAAUUUAUGGCUCAGCUAGCUGAUGCUAUUCUCUACUGCCAUAAGAAAAAUGUGAUUCAUAGAGAUAUUAAACCCGAAAAUUUACUCCUGGGAAAGAAAGGAGAACUAAAGAUCGCUGAUUUUGGUUGGUCUGUGCAUACUCCCUCUUCGAGGCGAACGACACUUUGUGGAACCUUAGACUAUUUACCUCCUGAAAUGGUAACCGGAGCUGCUCACGAUAAAGCGGUAGAUAUUUGGAGUAUUGGAGUAUUUUGUUACGAAUGUUUGGUUGGAAAACCGCCGUUCGAAGCUCCUACUUACGAAGGAACAUACGAACGUAUUAAGAAAGUUUCAUACACGUUUCCUUCUUACAUCUCUGAAGGUGCUCGUGAUCUCAUAAAACAGUUGCUACAAUUCUCUCCAUCAGCUAGACUUUCGUUAGAAGGUGUCCUAAAUCACGAAUGGAUCAAAUUUCACGUCAGCGGUAAAAGUAAAUGAACUAUCUAGUUGAAAUUUUAAUCUGACUUAACUAUCGCUAGUGAUGAUCGAAUUUGUGUAUUCAUUUUCAAUCCCCUUAUCAAAUAAUUUCGUUUCGAUUAUGUUUUUAUUUAAUGUUUUAUGAGAUGUUUCGUGAUUUUUUUUUAAUUGAUCGAGUUAUCAUUUUUUCAAAAUGUAUUACGUUUUAGCGGUAUCCAUUUUACUCCUAUGAUAAAAAAAAUAAACCAUAAUUCUACGUUUUUUUACGAAUUUACUGAUGCAAAAAAUAAUCCUAUAAAAUAUAAUAUAAAAAUAACUAAGUAUAUUAAAUUAAUAGUACAUUGUCAUUUGUGCGCAUGACUUGCAUUUGGUCACUAGCUGAAGUCAUUUGUGAGAUGAAAUUUCCUCCUUAUACGAAUACAGUUUAACUAGCUUUGGAAAAAAUUGGCAACUGCAACACAUAAUUUUGCAUUGAAUGUUAUAAUAAAUAUUGUAGAAAAAUAAUUUCAUAUUUAAAUUAGUUAGACAUGAGCGAAAAAAACGAAUGAAUAAUUUUCAGCUCGUAGAUAAAUCGAAAUUACUUACGUUAUUGCCGUGAUUAACUAUGCAGGUACGGAUCAACCUUCCUAAGGCGCAUUUUUCCUUCGAGUCCUUUUCUACAACGGCUGCGAAACAAAAACAUUUAACAUUAUAAAGAAAUUCAGUCCACGUGUAUUUCUCAAAACACAUGGCGAAUUUUAAAAAAAAUAAAUGAAAUUACCUUCAGUUUUACAUUUCUUGAAAAGAGCUUCAGCUUUGGUCAUCAAGUCCUUAUUUUCUCCGAAUUUAGCUUUCGCUAAGCUCAUGGCACCUUCUUCGUUGACUUUUCCAUCUUUAAUCUGAAAUUCAAACGAUUUUAAAAUUUUAUUGACCAUUACCUCGAAUACUCAAUUCUUCAUGUUCAUAACAUAGGAAACAAGUCUUCUUCGCGUUACAUCUAUGUUAGUCUAUGCACUUAAUCUCAGGUUACGUUUACUUACUAAACCGACUUUGUUGUACACACAUUCCAAGAAACACUGAAAAAUUUUAAAGCAGGAAUUAUCAACACUGUUACUGAUGAUGAAUAAUAUUCUGGAUUUUUUACACUAAUAUAAUAUCGAUUUUUUUAAAUUUAAAUUAAUCGAAGGUAGAAUUAGAAUUGGUUUGCUUACUCUUUGUUUUUCAUUGGUAGGCAAUGCACCGGAAGAUAAAAGAGCCAUGAUUUCUGUAAAAAUGAAUUUUUAUACAUUAAUUGUUUUGUCAAAACAGAACAUUUAAGUAAAUAAUUAAAUGAAUAAGUAAGUAAAUACGAAAUAGGUAUAUCUUCUGUCAGUUGAAAGUUAUUCGAACCAUUUUGUAGCAUUUAAGUCGUUAAUUUCGAUGUGUUCUGUAAACUAAGUUAUCAUAAUCUAUUCGUUAGGAAUCAAUGUUUACAGCAUUUCCUUCAUUUUUUUACACCAAAAUUGCAUUUAUCGAUACAAUUAAUCGUGUUCUAAAAAAUCCUCCCCGCAUCUUCCAGAACAAUAUUAGGCGCAGUAGGAACGAAUCUCGUACCCACAAAAAAUUAUCAUGCCACAAAAGUGACUUUUUGAAGAAAAAAAUUACGAUGUAAUUAUGAAAGGAAAUGCUGUAAAUCGUCGACUUUGAAAAAUUGAAAAUUAGAGAAAAUUCAUCAAAAAAAAGUACCUGGUGUACCUUGGUUAGCAUUCAACUCUUUUUUGCAUUCAGUAGCAACGGCAUUGAAACGAUUAUGUAGAGAGUCAUUGGCCUAGGAAAAGAAGUGAGUUUAUAUUUCGUGUACUCAAAAAUAGUGAAAUAGGUACCUUACUAGUAGGUAGGCAACAAUUUAAAAAAUGUGUAUGUAUAAUUGAAAUAGUCCUACACAAUCCUACAUACCUUUAAAUUUUUAGGGAAUGUUAAAUUUCCAGUUUUAUUGUUUUUAGCAUCGAUGGUCGUGGCAACGGAUUUAGGAGUAGUAGAUGGAGCUGCCGAAGGUUUAGCUUGUUCAGCCUAUCGAAAGGAUAAAUUUUGAAAUUACUUAAUUAAUCAAAAAAUGAAAAUUCUUCGAUUUCAACUUACCUUGACGAUGAAGGCUGCGCAAAGUAAAAUAGUAACGCCCGUUAAAAAUUUCAUAUUGAAAAUUUUAAAAUCGCGCAAAAAAAAUCGUAAACCAGAAACACACUAUCGUAUGCAAAACUCACCGAAUAACGAGGUCUAGAUGCUUAUAUAUUAGCUAUUACAAUGAGCAACUGUUAAAA